Molecule: messenger RNA, 2778 nt
Organism: Sapajus apella (tufted capuchin)
Lineage: Eukaryota; Metazoa; Chordata; Mammalia; Primates; Cebidae
Gene: LRRC57
Product: leucine rich repeat containing 57
Exons: 6
Coding region: 129-848 (239 amino acids)
Molecular function (GO): protein binding
Source: RefSeq, a predicted model, not a curated record
GACGUCACAGAGCGUUCCCGCCCGGGACUAAGCCGGGGAGCGAGUCCCGGCUACUGCGGGUCCUUGGUCUUCUCCUGCGGAGCGUCCGGCAGCUGAGCGGUGGGAGGGACCUGAGCCGCGGCGCUAGGAUGGGAAACAGUGCCCUUCGCGCUCAUGUGGAAACGGCGCAGAAAACUGGUGUCUUUCAGCUUAAGGACCGAGGGCUGACCGAGUUCCCCGCAGACUUGCAGAAGCUGACGAGCAAUCUCAGAACCAUCGACUUGUCCAACAACAAGAUCGAGAGCCUACCGCCUUUGCUGAUAGGAAAGUUCACUCUGCUGAAGAGCCUCUCCCUGAACAACAACAAACUGACUGUUCUGCCUGAUGAGAUAUGCAGUCUGAAAAAACUAGAGACAUUAAGCCUAAACAACAAUCACCUGAGAGAGCUGCCAUCUACCUUUGGGCAACUCUCUGCCCUCAAGACCCUGAGCCUCUCUGGGAACCAACUGGGAGCACUGCCUCCCCAACUUUGUACCCUACGGCACCUGGAUGUGGUGGAUCUCUCUAAGAACCAGAUUCGAAGUAUACCUGACACAGUGGGAGAGCUGCAGGUCAUCGAACUCAACCUCAACCAGAAUCAGAUAUCUCAGAUCUCAGUAAAGAUAUCUUGUUGUCCACGCCUUAAAAUUCUUCGCCUGGAAGAGAAUUGUCUUGAGCUCAGCAUGCUUCCACAGAGCAUCCUCAGUGAUUCCCAGAUCUGUCUGCUUGCUGUGGAAGGCAAUCUUUUUGAAAUAAAGAAACUUCGAGAACUGGAAGGCUAUGAUAAGUACAUGGAGAGGUUCACAGCCACCAAGAAGAAGUUUGCAUGAAGUUCUCCAGGACUAUGGAAACCUUUACAGCAUACUGAUUUAGAAGCUCUGUUGGAAUGUGGCUGAAUCAGAGCCUCCUGUCAGGGGUAUCUACAGUAAGGAGAUGAUACUCCAGGAGAUAAUAUUUCACUCAAUGAUCUUUUUUCUUUCAGGGUUCUUCUCAAAUAAGCUAAAAGAAAAAGGAUCAGGAGACAGGAAAAGUCUUCCAUUUUAAGCCACGAGUGGGGCAAUAGACAAGGUUGAUCUUCAAAACCAUCAUUAGUUUGGCUUUAAGAAACCAGUAGCUAACUGCUAUUUAUAUGGUGAGGGGGUGCUGCCUGGUAACAGAAUAGCUUCACACCACAGCUUGAGAUUUUGUUUAGUUUCAAUGUGUGAGCUUUCAUAAAGUCAGUUGCCAUUCCAUCUCUGUGUUAACACUUCAUAUUUUUAUGAAAUUCAAAUAAUUUGUGAGAGGCUGGCAUGGAUCUCAGGAUUUAUUAUUUUUAUUCUAGUCCAUCAGUUCAAUCACAGUUUUUAUACUAUGACUUUAGGAUGGAUAUAAUAAAUAUGUGACUGUUUGUCUUGAUUAAAAGUACACUUUGGGCCAGGCAUGGUGGCUCAUGCCUGUAAUCCCAGCACUUUGGGAGGCCAAGGCAGGUGGCUCACUUGAGGCCAGGGGUUCAAGAUUAGUGUGGGCAACAUGAUGAAACCCCAUCUCUACUAAAAAUACAAAAAUUAGCCGGGUGUGGUGGUGCAUGCUUGUAAUCCCACCUACUUGGGAGGCUGAGACAGGAGAAUCGCUUGAAUCCAGGAGGUGGAGGUUGCAGUGAGAUGAGAUUGUGCCACUGCACUCCAGUGUCGGGGACAGAGUGAUACUCCGUCUCAAAUUUAAAAAAUUAAAAAAUAAUUUUUUUUAAGUGUGCUUUGUUGGCUGGGUACGGUGGCUCAUGCCUGUAAUCCCAGAACUUUGGGAGCCCAAGGCGAGUGGAUCAUGAGGUCAGGAGUUUGAGACCAGCCUGGUAAACACAGUGAAACCCCAUGUCUAUGAAAAAUACAAAAAUUGUCCUGGCAUGGUAGCAUGCGCUUGUAAUCCCAGUUACUCAGGAGGCUGAGGCAGGAGAAUUGCUUGAACCCAGGAGCCAGUGGUUGCAGUAAGCCGACAUUGCGCCAUUGCACGCCAGCUCUGGGCAACAGAGCAAGACUAUCUCCAGAAAAGAAAAAAAAAAAUGUGCACUUUGUCAAGAGAAGCACCAAUAGACCUCCAAAAAAUGCUCUCCAAGGCUGCAGUAGCAAAUUCUUUACUAUUGCAGGUGCCUUAUUGGUAGAGGACUCUGAAGAGCUAAAACUGUAUAUGCAACCCUUGUAAGAUAAAAGAGGUUUUAAUAAUCAAGCUUUUGCAGAAGAUUAGUUAGAAAUAAUGUCUAAUUUCUGAUAACCUUUCCCUUUUUGUAUUUAUAACUCUGCUAACCAAAUUACCUACCAAUAAACCAUUACUAUAAUAUUUUAAAACAACCUGUGUUUAUCAAGCUUAAUCUCUGAGUGAGAGAAUAUACUAAAUAAAGAAUUCUUAAUUUUUAAUGAUCUUUGGCUGGAAACCUUCUUUAAAGGUUAAUCCUUUAAAGAAGGAGGACAGGAGAACUUUAACCUAUAAAUGGAUUAGGAAGACAUGUUUCAUGCUCAUGUUCAUUGUGUAAGUUGUGAAAUACCUUCAUGUGACAUAAACAUUUUGUGGUACUAGAACUAUGCUUAUUAAGAGAGUCUGAAGGUACAAAGGUAGAGGAUUUCAGGUUGUCAUUACCUUGAACAUUUAGAAAGCUACCAUUUUGGUCAUUUUCUGGUUUUAUCUUAGCUACAAAGCUAUUACUAACUAUAUAUCAACAGUUCUCAAUAAUGAUUAAACCUAGGUUAUCCAUUAAGUCAAUAAAUCACACAAACCUACUAUUUAAUCUCU